CGAAGAGAAAGGGCAAAAAAGAAAAGAAAGGAGAGGCUCUUUAGUCUGACGCCUUUUGCGUUCAUUAAUAGGCCGCUAGACUCCAGCAGCAGUAGCUGGAGUCAUGUUCUAGAUCCACUCAAACUCUGAGCCGGGCUACCUGGGGUGAUUGAUUUGUUAUUUGUAAUGUCAGGAGUAUCCCCAGCUGAACUGUUAGCUGUACAGAGCACCAAUAGGGAAAGUCAGCCACCAGUAGCAGUACACACUAUAUUAAAGGGGUCACCAUCAUCCCCAGGCAGCAGCAGUAUAGGCAGCAACUCCAGCACUACCUCCAGUAAUAUAUCAUCCAGUUCUUCAAACUCACUGCCUGCCAGCCACACCUCCCUCCCUCCCCCUCCUCUCUCCACCUACUCUCCCUCUACUACUGAAGUGGACGUGUCUCGUUUGGAGAGGGUCAGUUUUGGUUCCUGUUCCUCCGUUCCCAUUCCCAUACCAAUGCAAACUGCACUCAUGGCCCAUACUGAGGCUAGCUCCUCCCCCUCGUUAGAUAUCAAUGAGUUAUUGACUAACGUCUCGUCCUCUGGUGCUCAGAUACUCCACAACACCAACGGGAGGUCCUUCCUACUAGCACCAACUACUGUUGGUCCUGACGACUCCAAUGGUGCUUACAUUAACUGGUUGUACGAUCUUUAUGCACCUAAUACUGGCGGUAGCCCUGGAAUGAGUCAUAAACAUGAAAAGGUCCGUGCUACCCUCUCGUCCACCAGUGGUGGUUCCAUGAUUCAAGUUGGGACCCCGCCCACCCCCCAGUCCAUAUCAGUCUCUCCUGAUAUUGGAGUCAUGAUACCAACAAAGACAGAGGACUCACCCCCAUCCUGUGGGGGGCCUGUCCUCUCCUCCUCUGCCCCUGCCUCCACUGAUGGGGCUACACUCAUGUCCAAGGAGAUAGAGUUCCACAAGGAGCCGUUAGCAGUCUUCAGAGCUCAGGAGAGAUACCUCAUUAUACUAGGAGCACCAACCUCCAUAGCACAGAGACAAGGAGAAGACACACUGACUUACCUCAAUAAAGGCCAGUUCUACAGUAUAUACUUCAGAGCUAAUAACGAGAUGGUUCUUCCUAGCCAGGCUAAGAGUGUCAUUCAUUUAUCAUUUCUUGAUGAGUCAGACAGGACCGUGGAGCAGUCUCACUGGCAGUACUGGUACGAGCUACAAGCUAACCCUAACCAGAAAGCAUUUGAUAUUGAUCGUAAGAAUUGUGAAGGUCUGAUUGAGAAACCACUUGAUCUUGGAUAUAACGCAGCUUCUUUCAUAUGGGACCCAAGAUUAGGAGCUAGGGUUGUGUUACGUAUUAACUGUCUGAGUACUGAGUUCUCUGGUCAAAAAGGAGUAAAAGGUCUUCCGUUACAUGUGGUCGUUGAUACUUAUGAGUUUCAAGAUAAUGACAGAAUGACAGAACAUGAUGAACCAUCACACAGAGCUUACUGCAGGGUUAAGAUAUUCAGAGACAAGGGUGCUGAGCGUAAGAAUAAAGACGAGACCAAGAGUGUUGAGAGACGGCUCCAGAAGUUCAUCCGAUCCUAUAACUCCGUUAAUUUGGACUCUGAGAUUGGACCAGCGACAGUGUUCCAUCCUCCAUGUAAGGAGACCACACUGACUCCCACUAGCACCUUUGGACCAAAGCCCUUCCUUUUUAAAGUGAGUGACAUGAGGGGCGGGGCCAGUCACCCCCAGGAGGGCGCGGUCCUUUCCUCAAACUCGGCAAAAUCCUCCUCAACAUUUCUUGAGAACAUAAAGGAACGAGAAAUGAAGAGGAGUUUCACACGAACUCUGACCCAGACUAAAGAAGACCUUGACCAGUUGGAGGUUGGGCCGAGAAACAAAUCGAAAAGAAUCAACACUCAACCAAUGACGACCAUAUAUGUACGUAAGGAAGAGGAGAAGGUUUACAAUGCACUGUCACUCCGUGAACUGACAGUAGAGGAACUUAAACACCAAAUAUCUAACAAAUACGACAUCCCUGAUGAGAUGAUUCACUUCAUCUACAAGAAGACAAAGAAAGGGCUGAUAGUCCGAUUUGACGAUGAGCUAGUGACACGAUUUGAAGACGAAGAUGACUUUAUCAUUGAUCUUGAUUUCGACAAUCAAAAAGGUCAUUUUGAUCUCUACAUCAGAUAUUAACUUUAUAACAGUGUGUCUUCAAACCACCAUCUUUCAAUUCAUCAUCUACUCCUGUAAAUAAGUUGAGACUUCUGCCCUACCUCCCUCCCUCUCUCUCUCUCCCAUGGUCUCUAUUCUUCUUCUUCAUGACUAUGCACCUGUUGAUUGAUUCUUCCGUUUUUGUGAAGUCUUUUAAACACCACCGCAUGUAUUAUUAAUUGACAAGAGGCGAGACCACACCCCUCACUAAUUAACCCUCCCUCUUCACAUCUCCAUUUUAUGGAGAUUUUUAAUAUUAUUAUCAUUAUUAUUAUUAUUAUUAUUAUUUUAUUGUUGGUACAUGUGAUAAACAGAAUUUAUUUUUCGGUUUCAAACUCCUCCCCCUUCUCUCUCCCUUUCCCAAUCUCUUGUUCAUCUACUUACACUUCAUUUGCACACUAUAAGGAACAUAAUAUUAUAUUAAUUAUAAUUAUUGUUGCUUUAAAAUUAUUACAUAUAUAUAUGACCUAAAACCCCUCUCUCUUUUCUCUCUCUCUCUUUCUGUUUUAUUUUGUUUCGUUUUUGAAGCACCUCCUCCCCCUCUCUCUCUCUGAUUGUUUGUGACCAUGUUGCUCAAAGUUAUAAUUAUUUGUGAACUUGGUCUGUUUAAAAUAAUAUUAUAUAUAAUGUA
Amphimedon queenslandica is the source of this 2806-nucleotide messenger RNA. RefSeq names its product grainyhead-like protein 2 homolog. NCBI's taxonomy places the organism in Eukaryota, Metazoa, Porifera, Demospongiae, Haplosclerida, Niphatidae. Gene Ontology annotation, cellular component: nucleus. The transcript has 17 exons. The record is from RefSeq and is a predicted model, not a curated record. Bases 166 to 2157 code for a protein of 663 amino acids. Gene Ontology annotation, molecular function: DNA-binding transcription activator activity, RNA polymerase II-specific; RNA polymerase II cis-regulatory region sequence-specific DNA binding. Gene Ontology annotation, biological process: regulation of transcription by RNA polymerase II.